Cyphellophora europaea CBS 101466 is the source of this 1428-nucleotide messenger RNA. RefSeq lists its product as uncharacterized. The coding region runs from base 1 to 1428 and encodes 475 amino acids. Gene Ontology annotation, molecular function: ATP binding; cyclin-dependent protein serine/threonine kinase activity; RNA polymerase II CTD heptapeptide repeat kinase activity. Gene Ontology annotation, biological process: protein phosphorylation. The record is from RefSeq and is a predicted model, not a curated record. NCBI's taxonomy places the organism in Eukaryota, Fungi, Ascomycota, Eurotiomycetes, Chaetothyriales, Cyphellophoraceae. Gene Ontology annotation, cellular component: nucleus; mediator complex. The transcript has a single exon.
AUGUCCCGGCCAGGGUCAACUCUGAGCCAUGGCAUAGCCCAGCAGCUCAGGAAGUCGACUUCAGCGUUGUUCGAAGACUCCAACAAGUCGCAAGACAAGAAGCCUUCCGGCAAUACUUAUGUUGCCAAAGUCCGGAUCGGGCAUAAAUAUGACAUUGUUGGCUUCAUCAGUAGUGGGACUUACGGUCGCGUGUACAAGGCGCGCGAGCGUAAUCCCAAGGGCGACACGUCGAGUCCAACCACCAACGGACCCAAAGAGCUCUACGCCAUCAAGAAGUUCAAGCCAGAGAAGGAAGGAGAUAACAUCCAGUACACGGGGCUGUCGCAGUCGGCCAUCCGAGAGAUGGCCCUCUGUACGGAGCUGUCUCACCCCAAUGUGGUACACCUCGCCGAGAUUAUCCUUGAGGACAAAUGUGUCUUCAUGGUCUUUGAGUACUGCGAACACGACCUUUUACAGAUCAUCCACCACCACACACAACCCACACGCCGACCCAUCCCAGCCUCCAUGAUCAAGUCCAUCCUCUUUCAGCUCCUGAAUGGCCUCUUCUAUCUGCAUCAAAAUUGGGUCAUACACCGUGAUCUCAAGCCAGCCAACAUUAUGGUAACCUCAUCAGGGCACGUCCGCAUCGGCGAUCUUGGCCUCGCACGUCUUUUUCACAAACCACUUUCCUCCCUCUACUCCGGCGACAAGGUUGUCGUGACGAUCUGGUACCGGUCCCCCGACCUCCUCCUCGGGGCCCGCCACUACACCCCCGCCAUCGACAUGUGGGCCGUCGGCUGCAUCUUCGCCGAGCUGCUAUCCCUCCGUCCAAUCUUCAAAGGAGAAGAAACGAAAAUGGACUCAAAGAAGACCGUCCCCUUCCAGCGCAAUCAGAUGUCCAAAAUCAUCGAGAUCCUCGGCAUGCCGCGCCGCGAGCACUGGAAGGGACUGGCCGACAUGCCCGAAUACCCGCAACUUCAGAGCCUGAUGGUCGGCCGCGGCGGCAUCCAUGGCACCGGCAGCCUCUACCCGUCCCACGCGGGCGGCGUACCGAAUCGCGCCGCUGGCGCCGCCACCCCCGGCGGCGACAGAGGCAGCAACCUCGAAACAUGGUACACUAAUUGCAUCCGUGCGGCUAACUACCCAACCGGCAAGUCGCCUGGCCAGCGCGGCCUUAAACUCCUGACAGACCUAUUCGAGUACGACCCCGAAAAGCGGCUCACGGCCGAGGCGUCGCUGAAGCACGAAUACUUUGUCUGCACGGAUGAGAAUAGCAGGCAUAAUGGCGAAGUAUGGGUGACGAACAACUGCUUCGAGGGCCUGGAGGAGAGCUAUCCGGCUAGGAGAGUCAGUACGGAGACAAAUGAUAUCGGUACGGGGAGUCUGCCGGGUACGAAGCGCGGUGGGUUGCCGGAUGAUAGUCUGUUGCCGCCGGCGAAGAGGCGCUAG